Puccinia graminis f. sp. tritici CRL 75-36-700-3 is the source of this 351-nucleotide messenger RNA. RefSeq lists its product as uncharacterized. The transcript is spliced from 2 exons. Bases 1 to 351 code for a protein of 116 amino acids. Lineage: Eukaryota; Fungi; Basidiomycota; Pucciniomycetes; Pucciniales; Pucciniaceae. Gene Ontology annotation, molecular function: phosphoglycolate phosphatase activity; alkaline phosphatase activity. The record is from RefSeq and is a predicted model, not a curated record.
AUGUCAAUGGUCAAAUCUCUCAAGUCCCACAAGGACCUCCAAGGCUUCAUCGACCGAUUCGAUAACUCCUUAUUCGACUGUGACGGGGUGAUCUGGCACGGGGAAGAGCUCAUCAAAGGAGUCCGCACAGUCUUGGAACUCGUACGCAUAUCGGACAAGAAACUCAUCUUCGUCACCAAUAAUGCAACCAAGUUAAACAUCCUCCCCUCUCUCUCUCGACUCUCUUUCGCUCCCACUUUUCGAGAUGAAAUCUUUGGCUCAGCUUAUGCAACUGCACUGUGCCUCAAACGGAUCUUGAAAUUUCCUGACAACAAGAAAGUAUAUGUGAUUGGCGAGAACACUGUCAGUUGA